Molecule: messenger RNA, 237 nt
Organism: Penicillium verrucosum
Lineage: Eukaryota; Fungi; Ascomycota; Eurotiomycetes; Eurotiales; Aspergillaceae
Exons: 1
Coding region: 1-237 (78 amino acids)
Source: RefSeq, a predicted model, not a curated record
AUGUCUCCCGCAGAGCGGGUGAAAAACAUUGGUACCAUCGAAUACUCAGAAUUCACCAGCUCCCUCAAGAACUUCGCGUCGAAUAUGGCGAGAUGCUAUGGAUUAGCGAUACCGGAUUCUUCCUUCAAUCUUUACAGUUCUGACCCAGCAUUCGAACAAUCACGAGAGGUGAUCGAUGAGUUCGCGGCCGAUCGAGCCAACUCGGUCACUGGUCACCCGAAACUCGCCCCUGAAUAG